AACUCUCCACCUUUCUUCAUCCUUCUGUAGAACAAGAUUCCGAAAUCGAAUGGGUUUUUGAACUUCACUCAAGCAACAAUGGACGAGGUGGCCUUGGAGGUGGAGACGGUGAAGAAGGAGUACAAAGAAACAGGAAAAAAGCUAGAACAACACAUCGAUUCCAUCCGAGACUAUGGAAAAUCUGGAUUGGGGUUUUCGUCGGAGGAGCAGAAGAGUUCACUCCCCAGACUGAACGGCCUCGCACAGGACUGCUUGAAUCUGCUUCAAUCGCUGCAAUUCAGGCUUGAUCUCUUGGCCCCGCAGAUGCCCAGUGAUGAUCAGGUUCAGGAUGCCCAGUUUCUGGCUGAUUCGUGGAAAGAUCAAAUUGAGAGCUGGCGGGUGGCCCUGAGAAAUGCUAAUUUACAAGCCAAGACUAAUAUGAGGAAAACUGCACAAGAGGAGAGAGAAUUGCUUUUGGGAGGUGGAGGGGAAUCCACCAUUCGUAGACGCAACUUGCAGACAAAAGCUGGAAUGACAUCUGCAGCUGAAAGCAUCACAGAAAGCCUUCGCCGAACUCGCCAAUUGAUGGUUCAGGAGGUUGAAAGAAGUGCUAGUACUCUAAUGACAUUUGAGGAAUCAACAGGGGUUUUGAGAAAAGCUGAGAGUGAAUACAAAGGCCAUCGCUCAUUGCUGAUGCAAACCCGAAACCUUCUCUCCACAAUGCAACGCCAGGAAGUUCUUGAUCGGGUGAUACUUGUCGCGGGGUUUCUUCUCUUCUCUUUGGCAGCACUCUAUGUCGUCUCAAAGCGCAUUGGACUUCUAAAGCUGCAACGGAAGGUUAUGGAAGCCGUAAAGAGUGGGAAAGUGGAGAAGAUUGUACCUAACAUUGUUCAGGUCCAACAGAACGGCGUUCCUCCUCUCGAUGUACCCUUAGAACAACUUGUGCACGAUGAACUUUGAAGUUUCUUUUGCGAGGUACUAACAUCUCUUUCGUUCACCGUGCUCUAUUUUAGUGGGCCAGAAAUGAUUAUACAGAGAUUGAGUCAUGAUUUUUUUUUGUUUUCUGCACCAUUUUGUUUGUGGUUUGCAAGGGGUGUAUGUACAUUGUUGUUGGUGUUGUACACAUGUAGAAAAAAUGGUCAUGUUGCUUACUUGCUUUGGUCCUCAGCAUCUCCAAUCUAAUACCAAAAUUUGUCCAUUUAUUCUGUCUUU
Molecule: messenger RNA, 1191 nt
Organism: Cuscuta campestris
Lineage: Eukaryota; Viridiplantae; Streptophyta; Magnoliopsida; Solanales; Convolvulaceae
Source: the annotation of a GenBank genome assembly